Molecule: messenger RNA, 366 nt
Organism: Mesitornis unicolor (brown roatelo)
Lineage: Eukaryota; Metazoa; Chordata; Aves; Mesitornithiformes; Mesitornithidae
Gene: CHCHD1
Product: coiled-coil-helix-coiled-coil-helix domain containing 1
Exons: 3
Coding region: 1-366 (121 amino acids)
Biological process (GO): mitochondrial translation
Cellular component (GO): mitochondrial ribosome; mitochondrion; nucleoplasm
Molecular function (GO): RNA binding
Source: RefSeq, a predicted model, not a curated record
AUGGCGGCGCCCGUCUACCCGCUCUGGGUCACCCGCUGGGUCACCGGGCAGUGGCGGCAGAGUAAGCGGCCCCCGGUCAUCCGCCCGACCCGGCCGCUGGCGCUGGCCAACAAGGUAGCGAACCGCCGGGAGGAGCUUCUAGAGGCGACAUGCAUUACGGAGAUGUCAGUAAUGAUGGCCUGCUGGAAACAGAAUGACUUCAACGAUACAGCUUGUGCUGAGGAGAUCCGCAUGUUCUACGACUGCGUGGCAAAGGCAGAAAAGGUGCGCAAGGAUCAAAAUAAGGAGUCAUCCAGGGAACUCUCAACUUCAAGCAAAGUGAACAAGCUCCUGAGGAGGUUUCCUCAGAUCACACGUUAUGUAUAA